This is a messenger RNA of Fusarium verticillioides 7600, 123 nucleotides long. RefSeq lists its product as hypothetical. Gene Ontology annotation, molecular function: copper ion binding. NCBI's taxonomy places the organism in Eukaryota, Fungi, Ascomycota, Sordariomycetes, Hypocreales, Nectriaceae. The coding region runs from base 1 to 123 and encodes 40 amino acids. The transcript is spliced from 2 exons. The record is from RefSeq and is a predicted model, not a curated record.
AUGGAGACGAAUGGCGUCAAUGGCGUCACUCAAUGCCCCAUCGCUCCAGAUGAUACCUUUACAUAUGAGUUUCGCGCUCUUCAGACCCAUAACUAUCUUUGGGCCGUCGUCAGCUCACUAUGA